AUUUGUACGGCCCAAGUGCCCAACAAUCCAAGAAUAGGAAGAUACAUUAUACGACCGACCAGCCCAAAAAUUGGAGAAGAAACUCAAGAAAGACUCAAAGAUCGGAGUAAAAAAAUUGAGGACUUCAGCCACUUGGAAACACUGUUACGAGGACAGAGAGGGGCAGCCGACCAGAGACGAUCGUCAAUCGACUAACUCGCCAAGUCUCCGACACAGAGAGCCUGUGAGGGUUGGCUGACCUGCCCCUUUUGCUAGCUUUCUGGUGCUCGGUGGCUCGGUAGUCGGUCCUCCUGCACUUGAACGUGGACCGUGGACCUGCAAUUCUGCCCAUCCCCUUCGCCCUUUCUGCCCAGCCCGCCCUUCUGGGACUCCGUACUCGAAGAAAGAAAUGAAUGGGGCCGAAAGGCGGUUUAGUACAAAUGAAGAAGAGGAAGAUGAAGACGAUGAUGAUGGAAGAGGUCUUCAAGCAUGGGAGAGGACCUAUGCAGAUGAGAGGUCAUGGGAGUCUUUACAAGAGGAUGAAUCUGGAUUUCUGCGUCCUAUUGACAAUAAAAACCUCUACCAUGCUCAGUAUCGGAGACGCCUCCGCUCUGCAACUACUGCUCGCAUUCAGAAGGGCCUGAUUCGCUAUCUUUACAUUGUAAUUGAUUUCUCCCGGGUAGCUACUGAAACGGACUAUAAACCAAGCAGAAUGGUUGUAGUUGCAAGACAAGUGGGGGCUUUUAUUAGAGAAUUUUUUGAUCAGAACCCCCUGAGUCAGAUUGGCCUGGUAAUGUUGAAAGAUGGGGUUGCUCAUUGUUUAACAGAUCUUGGAGGCAGUCCAGAGGCUCACAUUAAAGCUUUGAUGGGUAAGUUGGAGUGUUCAGGUGAUGCUUCACUUCAGAAUGGAUUAGAACUUGUGCAUGAACUUCUAAGUCAAAUCCCAUCAUAUGGUCAUCGUGAAGUUCUAAUUUUAUAUUCGGCUCUGAAUACUUGCGACCCUGGGGAUAUAAUGGAAACCAUCCAGAAAUGCAAGAAAUCCAAAAUACGAUGCUCCCUUAUUGGCCUUGCGGCUGAACUCUAUAUUUGCAAGCAUCUUUGCCAAGAAACUGGUGGAAUGUAUUAUGUUGCAUUGGACGAGGCUCAUAUAAAAGAGCUGGUCCUGGAGCAUGCCCCACCACCUCCUGCAAUAGCAGAAUUUGCAGUUGCAAAUUUGAUCAAGAUGGGGUUUCCCCAAAGAGCGGCUGAAGGCGCAAUUUCUAUCUGUUCUUGCCACAAGGAAGCUAAAAUUGGUGGAGGCUACACGUGUCCAAGAUGCAAAGCACGUGUUUGUGAACUACCUACAGAAUGUUGUGUUUGUGGGCUCACCUUAGUUUCUUCUCCACAUUUGGCAAGGUCAUACCAUCACUUGUUUCCAAUCACUCCAUUUGAGGAUGUAUCACCCUCCGUUCGAAACAAUUUGCAAAAGAUGCAAAAAAAAUGUUUUGGUUGCCAGCAGAGUCUCUUAAACCCUGGCAACAUACCCGGUCCAUGUGUUGCUUGUCCGAAAUGCAAAAAACACUUCUGCCUGGACUGUGAUAUCUACGUCCAUGAGAGCUUGCACAAUUGUCCAGGCUGUGAGAGCCUCAGGACUUGUGCACCAGUCAACAAAAAUAUGCAAGAAUGAUAGGAAUGGCAUGAAAGCUACUUCUGUACCAAGAGAUCGAAUUCAUUUCAACCAAGAGUUCAUUUGUUUACAUGCCUAAGGUGUUGAUGCUCUCUACAACAUUCUUUUGAUUCACGGGAAAAUUACCUAAUCUGUUUUCUUGCCGAGAUAUCUUCUCUUUAGGUUUGAUCCUUUUUGGUAUGGGCUACUUUGAUAAAUUAUCAGGUCUAAUUCUUCCUCCUUUUGAAGUCUUGCUUCCAGUCAUUAUAGUCAACACAUUGUGAAGACAAUGUUAAUUCAUCAACUAAUUCAUCUCAUUCUUUACUUUC
Messenger RNA from Cuscuta europaea, 1953 nucleotides. The record is from the annotation of a GenBank genome assembly. Lineage: Eukaryota; Viridiplantae; Streptophyta; Magnoliopsida; Solanales; Convolvulaceae.